Messenger RNA from Penicillium waksmanii, 1311 nucleotides. RefSeq lists its product as uncharacterized. Lineage: Eukaryota; Fungi; Ascomycota; Eurotiomycetes; Eurotiales; Aspergillaceae. The transcript has 2 exons. The record is from RefSeq and is a predicted model, not a curated record. Bases 1 to 1311 code for a protein of 436 amino acids.
AUGUACAUUCCACAGAAACGGGAUCUCAGCCGGAAGAAUGGCAUCUUCAUCAUCUGUGCCUCCAUAAUUCUCUUCGUCCUCUCAUCGGCCACGAUCUGCUACUUCGGGGCUCGAUGGCUUCGGCAACGGUACUACGAACCAAAGUAUAUUCCCGGUCAAUACUUGAAACGCAAGUGGAAACACUGGUGCCCUGGUAGCGCCUCCUAUGGUCAGGUCUACAAUCCAAACGCUGGAACGCCUGAUAAUGGUACCUCAUAUCGCGGCGGAGGUGGAAUCAACCCUGAGAUGACGACCGCGGAUGCUGCCAAUCCCAAUGUUCGCCGAGAGACAUCCAUCCGAUCCAUCAUCACCCUGCCCCCUUACUCUGCUAGCCCAAAGCCGACCGAGCAAGUCGUCGCUCGGGAAGGUGAGCGAGGUGGAAUGGACAUGGUCGUGGAGUUCCCCGAAACUCAAGACGAACAAGAGACACGUCGCGAGGAUCAAAUGGACGCUUUAUACCAGCUGCGUGUACAGAGACGCCAACAAGCCGCCGACCGCGAAACCCGCCGUAAUGAGAGACGAGCAGCACGAGCCCGUGGCGACUCGGUGCGACUCGAAGAACUUACGGCAGAAUCUCGUGCUCGGAACAAUCGUGCUCGCGGAGAGAGCAAUACCUCACUCAGUGCAUCGGCUGUCAUUGCUGAGCAUCAAGCCCGUGAACGAGAUAGGCGUAUCUCCAGCGUCAGCUACGCGGAUAUCGGACAUGUCAGACACGACGGAUCUCGUCUUCGAGCCGAUUCACACGAUUCAGAUCACCACCCGCUUCUACAGAAUGCCUCGCUCAAUAUGUCAUCGCCUUCCCUGGCUGACCCGUCCAUGCACUCGCGAGGGGAAUCCAUGGCAUCGUCCAUCAUGACUACGGAUACGGCUGUGACUGAAGUCGAUCAAUGGGCGCUGCGGCCCACGUCAACUCGUGGAUCGGGAAACCCACUUCCCCAAACCGACGAAGAGGACAUCGGAAAUUUGAAUAUUGUUCCCCCACCACCCGAGUACGAUCAUCUCGAAUGGGGCGAUGCGCCCGCCUACGAAAGUCCCACCCGAGAACGAGCCGCUGACUCCAAUCGCCCGCCGCCUCUUCUGACACGUCUACCAUCGAUCCACGUCAACAUCGCCAGUCCUAUUACUAUUUCGCCGAUAUUUUCGUCAGGACUGCCGUCUCGAGAGGAUGAAAACCGCACGCCGACUCCGCCAGGUCCGGCACGAAGCGACGUUUCGGAUAUUCAAGCGGAGCAUACAGGAUCCACUGACAGCCACCCUCCUGUUUCACGAUGA